GAAAGGGGGGGUGAGAGAGGAAAAAAACCUCGCGAGAGUUGGGCGGUUUUGCCGGUGUGACGCGCUCGAAAUAAUUUGAAAAUGGCCGCCGCGCCGAGCGCUGGAGAGAGGCUUGACGAGAAACCUGAAGAGCACGAGCAGGCCGGGCAGCGGGAGAAGGUGGUGAAGGUGAAGAAGCACAAGGUGAAGAAGGAUGAGCGGGACGAGGAGAGGCGCGGGGAAGCCCAGACGACGGAAGCGCCAGUCCCCGAGCCGGCAGACGGCGCCAAAGUCGAGACGGCGGAGCAAGAGGGGGCUGUGGCGGCCACCCCUUCCACCCCGAAGCCCCGGCGUUCCCUGAUUCGAGACCGGGGGCCCCUAUAUGACGACCCCACGCUUCCCGAGGGCUGGACGCGCAAACUGAAGCAGCGGAAGUCGGGUCGGUCGGCAGGGAAGUACGACGUCUACAUUAUAAACCCGCAAGGCAAAGCCUUCCGUUCCAAAGUGGAGCUCCUGGCGCACUUCGAAAAGGUCGGCGACACCACCCUUGACCCUAGCGACUUUGACUUCACGGUCACGGGCCGAGGAAGCCCCUCGAGGAGAGAGAAGAAGCCACCCAAAAAGCCAAAGACCCCCAAGUCACCUGGCACUGGCAGGGGACGGGGCCGGCCCAAAGGUAGUGGCAAGGAUAAGAUGGUGCGGAAGAGCGGCCCGUCAAAGAGGCUGUCAGAAAAGAGCGCGGCCAAGCUCCUGGUUAAGAUGCCCUUCGCAGCCCCCCUGCUGCAGAAAGCUGAGGGAGGCACGUCUUCCAUGGAGCAGCAUCCGAAAGUGCGCAAGGGGGUACCCGGUAGGAAGAGGAAGUCUGACAGCGACCCCCAGGUGGUUCCCAAGAAGAGGGGCCGGAAGCCGGGAGGAGGGGGCGGCGGGGGGGCGGCUGUGGCAAAGAAGAAGGCAGUCAAGGAGGUGUCUGCUAAGCCCGAGGAGGUGGCCGUCCUGCCCAUCAAGAAGCGAAACCUAGGGGAGGAGAGCUCUCCCCUGAAGAAGCGGAAGAGCACGCGCAUCUUCGAGGAGGACACCGGCACACCAGUGGUGGGGAGCUCGCUGGCGAGGGAGGGCAGCGAGGCGGAAGAGCUGGCUGGUGCUGGGAAGGGACAGAAAGGCGCCAAGAGCGCGGCGCCUAAGGCACGAGAAGGCAGCCCCAAAGCCCGGAGCCUCAAGAAGGAGUGUCCGCCACUGACCGAGGCCCCAAAGGAAUUGGCGUCCCCGGAGGCAGAGAGCUCCAAGGACGGCAGCAGCCCCUCGGAACGCAAAGACUUGAGCGGCCGGGCGUGCGGCGAGGAGAAGCCGCUGCGCGCCCGACCCGAGGCCGACCUGCUGCCGAAGGAGCCCCCAAAGACUGAGCUCGCGGAGAAGAGCAAACUGAGAGGCGAGGGUGAGCAGCGGGGAGUCAUCUCGGCCGUCCCCAGGCCGGCCAGGGAGGAGGCGGCCGACGCCCGGGCGACUGUUUCCGAGAGAGUGAGCUGACUUUCGCAGGAAGAAGGAAACAAUGACGACAACAACAAAAAAAGAAAUGGACGAGGCAGCUGUUGUGUCUUUUUCUCAUUGUGAGUAGGGCUCUGAACGAAGGCUUUCCAGACCAGUUGAUGCUGAACCUCGAAGCUUAUAUGGGGCAAGAUUUAAUUUCUAAUUUCCUCUUUGAAGUGUUUGCAUCUGUUAGGUGGUCAAGUGUUCAGUCUGUCUUUUGUGUUUUGUUCAGACCUUGGUUUAAAAAAAGAUAAGCGAGAGGUCGACCUGCGCCCCCAGCCUCCCUCCCUCUUCUUUUCCCUCCCUCCUCCAUGUCCUUCCCCUCUCUCCUUCCUCCUCCCCUCCUACCUCACCCUUCUUCCUGCCUGCAGAGAGUGGGAUGGGGGGAUGGAGGGAAGAAGGAAGAAGAAGGAGGUUUAUAUAAAAAAAAAAGUUACCGUGCCUUCUGUGUGUGGCUCGCGAGCUUGUCUCGUGUUGGGGUGCCCCUUGGGCUUAAAGUCGGUGGGUCUUGAAGCUUCUCGGCCUCACUUCUGUCUUGACGCUGGACUUGUUUUGGGAGUGGGGAGGGGUGGGGUCGCGAUGAGUGGACGUGAGUACCGGAGGCAGGGUGGUGUGGGCUCCACCGGUGCCUCAACCCUCACGUUACACUGACCUCUUCCUCCCAGUCAGCAGCCCGUUGGGUCCUCAACCCUCCUCUCCCGGUCAGUCCCUCAUUGGGUUGUGUUGCAGAAUUUGCAGGGCUGGGGCUGGUGUGGUGGCAGGAGAGGGGAGAUUGUCCCCCACCAUCCCCUCCAACCCCUGGUACCAGCGGAGUUGGGGGGAGUCCGCGGUGGGGCAGGCGUCAGCAAGGCGGAGCUCUGCACCUCACCCCACCCAGUGGUGCAGGAGGGGUGAGCGCAAGUGUGCUGCCCGCGUCCAGGUGGACCAACAUGGCCUCGCCAGCCACCGGCGGGGUAGGAAGUGUGACCGGGACACAGUUCAAGGAGGCUUCUGAGUGGGCACCUUCUGAAUGGUGCGGGUGGGGAGGGGGGAGUGAGUGGAUGCUUUUGGGGUAGGGGGGAAAGGUACGAUCUUCUGAAAGAAAUCCCUCUUUUGCGUGCAGUGAGUUCGGGGUAGACAGUUGUGCAGCAAGCUUACGGCACACCAUGGCCCCACCCCUCUCCCCACCUCCAGGUACUCCUGAGCACCCCCCCCCCAAAAAAACUGGGAGCUGCAGAGCGAGUGACCCCUGCGGAUUUCCGUGUGCACGUGUAUAAUCUUCUAAACCAUAUGCACGAGAGAACACACCCUCACUCCGGAGGCACGACUUGGGAGCCCUGAGACUGGAGGCUUUACCCUAGUCAGUCGAAAGGGACCGAGACCUUCCCCCACCCCUUCCGCACCUGCAACCACGCACAGAGCACUCCACAGGCAGACGCCCCUGCCCACUCUUCUCCGUUGCCUUGCUGCACCUCUGUCUGCUCCAGAAGUCGUCUUCGCUUUGCCUCUUUUUUUGGGUGGGUGGGGGGGGAGGUGGGAGAUGAAUCGAGGGAGGGAGGUUUUAUACAAAAUAAAGUCGUCAUCUCCGAAAAGAAAUACUGACCAACUUUAUCUUUAGAUAGGACUAAAUAGUUCAAUGGAUUGGUAGUUGUUUUGGUAUUGUGCGUCGUGAGAGAGAAAGGAACACGUACUCCCACUGCGCUACGUUGAAGGGUUGCCAACACUUUGAGAUGGUGGUUGUAUCUCAGUAGCAGUCCUGCCAGCCUGCUCUUCACAUCCCAUAGAGUGGUCAUGUCUGCUGGACCGGAAAUCUUCCUGCCUGCACUGUUGACUAGAGCUUCUCACUGUACUGUAGGAUGUUCUUCAUAUAGUGAUAUUAUUUAUAUAUUGGAGAGUUUUGAUUGGCUCUGUCUUUUCCUUUCAAGCACCAAUCAAGCUACCUAAAAUAUACUGACAUCCCCCCCCCCCCACCCCUGCUCCCCUUUAGAACAGAUGCUUUUGAACUCUGCAGUACUGCCCAGUCUUGCGAUCUGGCCUUUCGGUGACCUGCAGGGUGGCUGCUGAGGGCACACUCUCCAUCUGUGUCCGUUGGUUUCAGCUGCAGCCAGCUUUGUGUCUUGCGUGACGGAUACUACUUCCUGUAACGUACUGAUGCCCCUCUUUCCCGCACCUCGCCUCCUUAGCAGAAGAGACAGCUCGAGGUCAGACUGGUGUUUGUACAAACCCCUGUGCCAAAACAUGGUCCUGUUGGCACAGGCACUGUGAAAGUAUGGUCCCUUUAGUGGCCUACGCACUGAUAAUAGAAAGCUCUUAGUGAUGUAUCUCAGCCAGUGCUCUCCUUCACUGAUUGGAACAUUUGCAGCCAGAAAUCCAAUACGGUGUCCACCCUACAGAUGUGCCUGCCAUAGACACUGGCGCGUGUUUCAAUAUCUCUGUGUGUCCGCAUUCCUCUUCACCCUCCUCCACCCUGGGCCAAGUGCAUUCAGAGUGGAAUUACCCCAGGAUGAGCCGGCAUCCAAAGUCCCUGACUAAAUCCCUUGCGGCUGCACCAGUCACAAUAAUGGGUCAUUGUAGAUCAACCCAGUGGGCAGCCUGCCCAGAUGAUGGAGAGCUCACCUCCCCACAUGCUGGAUCCAUGUGCGCAGAGAUCAUUUAGUACUGUGUUGUGUGUCAGAUUACAGUGGGGUCGCGAUGUUGCCUCUUAUUAAGUCUCCCUCAGGUUAGUCGGCCAGUCUUGAAUUCCAAAUUUGCUAUUGUCCAUAAAAAUAAAUGCUGGUAUGAGGUAACUAGCUGACAAGUUGGGGUUUGAACUGACUCUGUUCCCCUAAGGGUAAGUAAUUCAGGGAGGAAUUAGAUGGGAGGGAUGGUGGCCACACACACACACACACACACACACACACACACACACACGUGAAUGUGGCUCUUUUUCCAAUUAACGCCCCAAAAAGAUUUCAUCAAACCAUCUUUCUCGCCCUCGGAAGCUGCCUCCAUUCAUUGUGCAGGCGCAGAUUCUGCGGCUGAGGUAUCCCACACUGCGGAUCACCAUCACUGUUCUUCCACUUUGGUGCCCCAUGAAACACAAUGUCCCAAGCGUCCUAGCAUUCCCCCCCCCCCCCAACCAGCUACAGAUGGUCAGUCCUUUUGUUCAGUUCUUUCAUUCCUUAAUAAGCACCAAAUGGCACCCAUAGGUGCUUUGCAUCGGACUGGUCAGCCCCUCCCUGAGUUUCAAACCUCUCGGAAAUGCAAUAACUGACCAGUCACUAGACUUUGGCCUCCCACUGGUGUCUGUCUUGCCACACGCUGGCUGCAAGUGUCUCUUUGAAGGGGGAAUGUCCCCAAGGGGAGUGCUGCCAAACCACGCCCCCUCCCAAAUGUCUGGGUUUGAUUUUCUGUGCAGCAGUCUCUCUGGGAAGCUCCAUGUAAUGUUUGCCCUGCGUAGUCCUAGUCCUUGUGAAGAUUUUGGCGUUUUGCUUGCUCGGGGAGGAGAAGUAAUGCUCCCUCAUCCUGCCCUCCCUCUCCUCCAGCUCCUUGUAGGCUCCCGCAUUACACAAACGGUGAGGAUUAGGAGGCGGGUGGGGGGGUGGUGAAAUGAGCAGAGUGCCGGAGGGGUAGGUGUUUGCAAAUCAAUUGCUGAAGUUUAAAGUGACAGUAUUGUAUUGUCCUGUGCGUGGAUGUACUGAAAUGUGUUGUUGGAUUGACGUAAUUUGAAUUUAAUCUCGGACAAGCCACGGGGUGCCCGAGUGAAUUUGGGUGGCGCUUUUUGUCUCCAGUCGAGGUAUUGAAGGUUUUUGCCCGCAGUGUUAACUUGAAUGUUAUCAUUAAUGAUUUAUGAUGAUUUUUAACCAUUCCCUGCAUAAGCGUUCUUCAGAAUCCAUGUCACACAGUCCUCUGGCAUACGCCCUUUUUGUUUGUUUUUCCCAGAGUUAGAGACCCGUAUCAACAGCUUUUGUGUCAGUAGGUUAUUCAUUGUUGUCGUGGGGAAGAAUUGCACUUGCACUGAUGUUCAGCUUGGGCAGUUCCCAGAAACCGCAUGGACCUGUGUACCGACCACUGCUCCCUGCUCCCCAAACCCGUGUCCACGUUGCACGAAGAAGAACGUGAGAGACGCGGGCUGCUGCAGAUACCAGUUGUUGAUUUGUACCGAGGUCCUGUGGGCAGGGGUGGUGGUGGGGAAACUCCAGAAAUGUGGCCAGCUGACUUCAUAGGCGUUCCCCCAAGCCCAAGUCAGUAACUCUGGUGCUCCUGGCCGCCCACCCUCCUCACAGAAUCUGGAGGUGGCAGUCUUUACCCUUCGUAAAUUCUGCCACCAAUUCAGGUUGUUUUCACCUCUUCCUUGGUGUGAGUCUGGGGCGCUCACUGUGAAAGGCAGAGGACAAUGCUAGACACAAAGUCCAUCUGGAAUAAUCGUUCUGGGUUUGCGAAGGCAUAAGGCCAGGAAAUUCAUUGAGAUCGGACUCAGUGCACAUGAGAAUGCGAGUGUGGUGUAGUGGGAGCACAUUGGGGCUACAGCAGCCCUUGGUUUGAUUCCUUUGUUACCAUUCUGCGGUGGUUUCGGGUAGGCUCGUCCCCACAGCUGUUCAGUCUGUGUGGGUGAGUGAUUCCUCAGUACGAUCAGUGUAACUACCCGGCACUGGUCCUCUGCUGACCUGGUCACACAGUUCUGCCUUCGACUCGCUGCGCUCAGGGCUCCUGCUCGGGACUUAACCUACAGAAUCACACAGAAGACAGCCACGGCCUGCUUCUGCUUUGCAGAGGGUGGGAAGAUCCCCUUUGUAAAGAGGGCUCGGUGCCUCUUUCUUGGCAUGCCCUCUGCUCACCCUCUCUGUCCAACUUUCUUGUGCCUAGCUGGUCCCUGCCAGCCUAGCCUCCCAGUGAACGGGAUCUUGCCUUGGGAACCUAGCUCCAUUUGGGGAGUGAACCAGGUUGUGAUUUGGUGUCAUGGAGCAUCAAGCAAGUUCCUCGAUGUCUGGAAGCAAUCCAGAAGUUGGAGGAAAGGCGACUGUCUGUUUGUGGUGGAGGGGAGGUGCCCAGUACACUCCAAGUUUUCUGAGAUAACUUUAACCUCCCAGGUUCCCUCUCCCUUCAGUGACCAGUACACUGGCGGUCUGUAGACUGAUAGUCCGCCAGGCUUUAAGUUCAGCAACUUCUCUCCUCCGGUUCUUAAGUCUUUUCCUCAAAAAAGAGUGCAGACCCACUCAGUGUUUCCACACUUCCCCUGGAAGGAUGUCUUGCUUUACUUGCCAUGGUUUGACAGCUCCUCCUGGCAGCCAAACAUAGGGGCGCCAGACAGGGGCUGAGGUCCCACCAAAAUCCCGUUGUAGUCGGCACACUCCCUCCACGACGUCUUUCUUGUGUGUGUGUGCGUGUGUGUGUGUGUGUGCGCGCGCGCGGGUGCGUGUUUCGUCAGUGCCGAGAAUUUUCUUGUUAGAACCAAUAGCCAAUACCGCCUAGGUUUAACCUGUGACUUUUAUUCUUUAGGAUAAUGCUUUUUUUUUUGUUUUGUUUUUGCACGGAAAUAGAGAAACAAGUUUAUAUUUUUUUUAAAAAAAGAGAAAAAAAAUCAUAAUUGUAAAACUGUUCUGCUUGUGAAUUCACCAAAACCUCUUUCAGUAAAGAAAAUAAUAUAUGCAUACAUAUAUAUAAAAAUAUAUAUAUCUAUAAAUAAAAUCGUGGCUUUUACAGUGUUCACAUUUACCAUCACAUAGGUAACUCGGUUGGUGUGCUUAUGUUUUUAUUUUUUAAUGACUCCGAUUUAAAGAGAAAAGAAAUAAAUUAACUAGCUUCCCUCUGCCUCUUUUGGCCUAUGUCUGACCAGAAGCACAUUGAGAUACGUGAACUUUAAUCCAGCUGUGUUCUCGGCCACAGACCUGUGUUUUGUAAUUUAAAAAGAGAAAAAAUGCCUAUCUUUAACAAAAAAAAAGAAACAGCGUGUGACCAUAGCGGGACAUCAGGGAGGAGGAAUCGCGAUUGGGGAGGGCUGGCAUGUUGUUACCUGGGCGCAAAAUAGAAGAGGCGAGUAAGCGCUUCCGUAUUUCAAUACCUGUGGCUGGUUUCCAGCUCAGUGCGUGUGAUUGAACUUUUUUUUAAAAAUAGAUAAUCCAUUUGUCCGGUGAAGAUUGACCGGAUGGGGGACCACUUGGUUUAUAUUUUUUAUCUUUUAGUAAUAUAUAGAGCUUCCUAUAGAAUAUAAACAUAUAGUUUCCUAUAGAAUAUAUCUGUAUAGUUACAUAAUAGAUUCUAGCUCAGUGCUUCCUUUCGUCUAUAUAUUAUAAUUACCGUGACUAUGAAUCCUAUCCUGUAGCUUGUGACUGGUUGGAGCAGUACUAGGCUGUCUUCUUUGUAACUGCACAUACAGUGCUGAAGUGUUUGUUCUAACUGUACGGAGCCCCAUUUCUCAGGCAGGGCACACAGCGCUCAGAGUUAUUACUGGGCUCCCUGUUUGCCGGACAGGGCACACAGCGCUCAGAGUAAUUACUGGGCUCCCUGUUUGUCCGCCAGGGCGUGCGCCAGAGUGGUUAUGGAACCCUCUGUUUGCCCGACAGGAGAUGCACUUCUCAGAGUAAUUACAAAGCUCUCGUUAGUCUGGCAGUGCACACACCGCUCAGAGUAAUUACAGAGUCCCCUGUUUGUUCAGUGAGGUGAACUCUCUGUGCCAAAUUCUUCCUUGGGGUUGUGGGGGUUAAGGAUCAUGUGUUUUGAUGUUGUCUUUGCUCACCGGUGGGUGGCAAGGGAGAAGGGUGAAGUUAAUCUGUGGUGAGAUGGCGUGGAGCUCACGGCUCCUCCAGCAAGACGUAAGGAUUGCUCGCUGUCAUAAAAGUUAUUGGGGGUGGGUGGGGGUGUUUCAGGGUGAGGGGAUGGUAAAUGAAUAUCACUGUGUGUCAGAUUUUGUACUCCUCGUCAGGCUGACUGGGUGACCUAGCCAGCCUCUUGUUUAACCUACCAAGUGACUCUUUCAGUAUGGCUUCCAUGACUCAUAGCACGUACGAUGAACUAAUGUGGUCUCCCAUCACUGUCAAAAAAACAAAAUCGCAAAUAAAAACUUCCAAGUCCUUUGAUUUUAACCACUUGUGAGAGUUUUACUUGGGCAGUGACGUCUUCUCACAGUCCGUCAAGCUUCCAAGCUCCGCCUGGUGAGAGAUUACCCCCUCACCCACCCUCUCCAUGGGUUGGUCUCCACCCUUUGGGGGCAGGGACGCAGGGUAGAACAAAACACGGGUUUUGGUGGAGGGGAGGGAGUGCGAUGAAGCUUGCAACAGGAGUGGGAGAGGUGGCGAGUGAGAGCCUGGCUGGGGCCUCCGUGUCUCCCUGAGUCCUUGCUCCUGCCUCACAGGCAAGUGGCUCGCUCCAUCUCUCUGGGAACCAGACUGGAGGGUUGGGGUGGUGGGAGUUGGGAAUGACCCGCAGGGACCUUCCAUUGCUUAGCAAAUGGCUUCAAAACCCCCACCCACCACUCCCAUUCCCCUCCCUCCCCACGCUGUCACCCAUACAUACCCAGGGCUUGAUGUUCCUUCCCCUCCUGCCCCAUCACUACAAGAUGACAUGCACAGCUCAUGCAACUCAGGCUGGUGAGGUGAUGGUUUGCGAAUGCUCGCUGUUGUAUUCUCUCUCUGUGUGUGUAUGCCUGUAUUUUCUUUUUUUGUAGUCAGAUUUAUAGAUUUAUAUUUAUAUUUUUAAAGUUAUUAGCACCAUACAUAGUGUAGUGGGGGGUGGGGGUUGUUUAAUGUUGCUUGUGACUAGGCAGGAGGAUAGGUGACUGAAACUAAUCCCAAUGAUUCCUACUGUCAAAGAACAUGCUCUGUUGAAACCCGCUGUUGACCUGUUCACUUUACCCUGCUCUGUCUUCCCGCUGUGCCACUGCCCCUCCACCCCACGAAGACCCCGUUGUUGCCCAGCCCCCAGGCUCGUAGAAGUGCCACUAACAGGAAAAGGCAGAUGGCAAGAUCGCGAAACCAUCUCCUAGAAUCCCAGCCCCUUUGGAAGCUGGAGGUCUUGACUGGUUGCUCCAUCCCCUGCCCCCACCCCCCGGCCAUCAUGCUGCUUUUCCCCUGCUCCUUCACCCUCACCCCAGCCCUUCCCCGUCACACUCCUAAAGCCCCCUGACGAGGCCAUGUCUUCAGUACAGUAAGUUAAGGAUGAUAGAUAAAGUUAGUCUAUCAGGGAGUGGGAACAGUAGUAAAGACGAGAGAGGAGUGACAGGCCCAGAGUGGGAGGACAGGACUUGCUCUCGGGUGAAGCCACCAGCUCACUCACUGCAUCUGAACUCCAUAGAAGGGCAUCCAAACCAGCUGAGCCUUUGGCACUCCGGGGCGGGCAUUUGACAAUCGCAAUGUUCAGAACACCAUAAACCCCGCAGAGAAGCAGCCACGUCGGCAGAUGCCCAUCAUUUGUUGAGAAGGUGUCAGAUGUACAGCAGGAAUGCAGUGUAUGUGUGUGUGGGAGAGAGACAGACACACAGUGUUCCGCUGUAUGUGUGAGAGAGUGUUCCGCUGUGUGUGUGAGAGUUCUGCUAUGUGAGACACAGAUGGAGUUCCACUGUCUGUGUGAGAGACAGUGUUCUGCUGUGUGUAUGUGUGUGAGAGAGCUAUGGUGUUCCACUGUGGGAGAGAGAGACUGUUCCGCUGUGUGUGUGAAAAAGAAAGAGACUGUUCCACUGUGUGGGAGAGAGAGAUAGUGUUCCAUUCUGUGUGUGUGUGGCGGGGAGGGGGCGGGGGACAGUGUUCCACUGUGUGAGGCGAAGAGAGACAAAGAAUGUUCCGCUUUGUGUGAGAGAAAGAGAGACAGAGACAGUGUUCCACUGUGUGUGAGAGAGAUUGUGUUCCACUCUGUGUGUGUGUAUGUGUGAGAGAGAGACUGUUCCACUGUGUGAUAGAGUGACUGUGUGUGUCAGAGAGAGACUGUGAUGCACUGUGUGUGUGUGUGUGUGAGAGAGGGAGAGAGUGUUCUGCUCUGUGUGUGUGUGUGAGAGAGAGACUGUUCCACUGUAUAUGUGUCUCAGAGAGAGACUGUGUUCCACUGUGUGUGACUGUCUUCCAAAGUGUGUGAGAAAGAGACUGUUCCACUGUGCAUGUGUGUGUGUGAGAGAGAGAGAGAGACUGUUCCACUGUGUGCCUGUGAGAGUGACUGUGUUCUAAUGUGUGUGAGGAAGCGAUUGUCUUCCACUGUGUGUGAGAGAGAGACUGUGUUCCACUAUGUGUGAGAGACUGUAUUCCACUGUGUGUGUGUGUGUGUGUGAGAGAGAGAGACUGUUCCAGUGUGUGAGUGUGAGAGAGAGUUCUGCUCUGUGUGUGUGUGAGAGAGAGAAUGUUCCAUUCUGUGUGUGUGUGUGUGAGAGAGAGAGAGAUUGUUCCGCUCUGUGUGUGUGUGUGAGAGAGAGAGAGAGAGAGAGAGAUUGUUCCGCUCUAUGUGUGUGAGAGAGUGUUCCACUCUGUGUGGGUGAGAGAGUGUUCCACUGUGUGAGUGUGAGAGAGAGUGUUCUGCUCUGUGUGCGUGUCUGAGUUUGUGUGAGAGAUGCUGUUCCUCUGUGUGUGUGUGUGUGUGUGUCUGUCUGUCACUGUGUACAGGUGUCUGUGUGUGAGGGUGAUGCUGUUCUGUGCAUGUCUGGUUUAACCCUUGGUUAUGUUGGAAGCUAAGUUCAGCCUUGUUUGAUUCGGGGCAGACAGGCAGAGAUGCUGGUAGGGUGAGUGGUGUUGGCAAGUGUCAUGCAGUGGGCAUUUGCCCUAGCUUGGCAUGAUCACUUGUUACCUGAUAGAACUCAGGCAGAGGAAGCUAGUUUGGGAAUCCUACAUUUGGAAGACAUGGUUCCUACCCAGGACACUCCAAUCCUGCACUUGCCAAACCUUGCCCCCACCCCCACCCUGCUGUAUCACCUCCACCCCUUCCAGGGCCCCAAAAGUGGCCACGUUUGAAAGGCGGGAAUGAGCCAGUACACUCAGUACAGUGCCCGUCCCACUGACCAGUUGCUUCACCUCGCAUCCCCCAACUCCAGCCUGGGCAUUCCCUGCUCUUCUCUCGAGGAAGCUGUUGGCAGUGGUGGUUAUGCUGGAGGAAGUAUGCCCUCCUGCUCCGCUGCUCUGCAAAGCAGGAAGCUAGAUACUCCUCUCAGAGAGGGAGGAAAUGCAGGGAUAACGGGGGACCACGAGAGUGGGACUGGGGAGUUGGAGGAAAUUAAGUGGGGAUAGAUCAGAGAAAGACUGGAUGUCUAUUCCAAAAUGCUGGGGGAACUCAGCAGGUCAGGCAUCAUCUGUGGAGAGGAAUAAACAGUCAACGUUUCAAGCCAAGACCCUUCAUCAGGAUUGGUGAUGACAGGACAUCAGUCUCAAUGAAAGAUCUUGGCCUGAAACAUCAACUGUAUAUUCCCCGCCAUAGGUGCUGCCUGGCCUGCUGAAUUCCUCCAGCAUUUUGUGUGUGUUGCUCUGGAUUUCCAGCGUCUGCAGAACCUCUUGUGUUUACGAGACUGCCAAUCCUGCCUACCUUGCUGUCCUUUGUCACAUCCAGUAUCCUUCCCCGACCCUCCCUGUCACCCACCCCUCCUCCCAAGGAGAACACUGGGACCCUCUUAAACAUGAGGUUCUGCAGCCCAGAUGUGCUGAGUUCCUGCAGCAUCCUGUGCGUGUUGCUCUGGGAACCGACCGCCCCUUUUCAUUAAGGCCUGUCUCCCUCCUCGAACCAGGAACUACACCAAGGAACAGAAGUUCAGACUGGGUUGGUGGAGGGCAGAAAAGAAAACACUCCCAUCCAUCUGACAUGUAACAGAUUCCAGGCUGACACUGCCCAGUAACUUCCUUUGCUCUUGAAGCAGAUGGCAGGGGCUGUGUGUAACCAGUCGUGCUUUGAAUGUCUGUCACUUGCAAUGUCUUCAACUUCCUCCCCCACCCAAUCCUCAGACUCCUGGGAAAAAUCCAAAUAAAUCCUAAAAUACAUGCCCCCACCUUCCCACUCCACAAUGCCAUUAACCACCCAUCUGACACCAAAUGAGCUGCCAGGGGUGUAGCGGGGUGGUGACCCACAAGCAUUUCCCUGUGCUCUUCCUCCAAGACCUGAGAUAAAUUUCUGAUGGCUUGAUUGCUUUAACCAACUUGCUUUUAGAGAAGGUUUAGCAAAAUCUGUUUUAUUAGAAAGGAAAUGUGAGAAAACUCCAGACCAAAUGCACAAGGACUGUUAUUUAAAAUAUACGCAGUCAUGUCAGUGUUUGAGAAACAUGUAUCUCUCUCUUUCUCUCUUGCUCUCUCUUUCUCUCGUUUGUCAUUAAUACUACACUGUUAAGCCUAGUCCCUUGACUGUGGUCUUCCCAAACACCUUUAGCACAUUAAUCCCUUUCUCCUCUCCCCCACCCCCCUUGUUUCGUGUUAGAAUUUUGGUUUUGAGCGGAUUAAUGUAUCUUCCCCCCCCCCCACUUUAUUUCUAGACUGAUCAGGAAAAUAAAAGUUCUUUAACCUGUCUUUUAUUUGUUUGGUGUCGGAAGGGGUUGAUGCGGGAGAAACUUUGGUUUAUUUAACAUGAGAUCGAUAAAUUAAGGAGAGAGGGGAUUAAAAAAAACAAAGGUUCUAUUUUCUAAAUGAAGUAGUGGGUUCUUUGUAUUAAGAACAACCGAAACAUACUGAGUUCACGGGAAAACCACGUGGUUUGUUAAGGAAAAAAAAAGAGGAGAUUUGUAUCAUUUCAGUUACUGACUUGUCUGAAUGUGUAUCCGUAUAAGUGACAUGGAUCCCCUACAACAUAUUUAUUAAAAAAAUCCAAACAAAGCAAAAAAACUGAAACGCUGCUUGCCUUGUUGCUGCUCUGGUGCCUUUGUCUUUGCCUCUUGUGUCUUCCUUCAGGCUCUCACCUUGCCCGGGGCGAGGAGAGGGACCUCGUGUUCUCCCACAGGCUCCUCCGCAGAGGAGCAGUCGCAACCGGAGGUGGGUAGGAGGGGAGUGCCGGUAAUCUGUAGGUCCUCUCCUCGUUGAACCUCAGUUCAUCUGCAGCAGCAAGACCUGUUGUAAAGCCCGACUAAAGUUUAUAGUCAUUCAUGUCCACUGCCAAAGAGAACAACGUACCUCUGGGCCAUGGUGCAUAGAUCACACACACAGUAAUAUUAGCACAAAUAAUAAGGUGCAGUUUUACCACAGAAAUUUAAAAGUAAACAGUAUAACACUACUCAUAAACAC
Messenger RNA from Mobula hypostoma (lesser devil ray), 13628 nucleotides. It is a transcript of the gene mecp2, whose product is annotated as methyl CpG binding protein 2. Gene Ontology annotation, cellular component: heterochromatin; nucleus. The record is from RefSeq and is a predicted model, not a curated record. NCBI's taxonomy places the organism in Eukaryota, Metazoa, Chordata, Chondrichthyes, Myliobatiformes, Myliobatidae. The coding region runs from base 82 to 1503 and encodes 473 amino acids. Gene Ontology annotation, biological process: negative regulation of transcription by RNA polymerase II. The transcript is spliced from 3 exons. Gene Ontology annotation, molecular function: double-stranded methylated DNA binding; chromatin binding; methyl-CpG binding.